AUGGAAAAUCUGCAAGCCAUGCUGCAUCAGCACCUCGACGUCAAGCCCAACCCUCCUGCACAAAUACCGUACACCAGGGAACAGAUCGAAUGCAUCUGCUGGACGCUUUUCCAAGCCCGUGACGGUGCCCAACUCGUCGCCUUAUUUUCCCAGUUCGGAGAUCAACAACUUCUUCGAGCAGAGUGGCGCUCGGAGGCGGUGAUUUUGGGCUACAUCCUGGCAUUGCACGAAGCCGGGCAAUUUGAGACCUUAUUUACAGUAAUCAGCAACGGGUCAUUCCACGAGAAAAACUACAAGGACCUGCAGGACAUUUGGUAUAUGGCGCAUUACCAGGAGAACGAGAAUAAGCGGCAAAAAGUGCUCGGCGCCGUCGAGAAGUAUCGAUUAAGGAGAAAACACCCGCCGCCGCGCUCAAUCUGGGACGGCCAGGAGACGAUCUACUCGUUCAAGGAGAACAGCAGAAAGUUCCUCCGCCAAUUCUACAAGCAAAACCCGUACCCGAAUCUCGAGCAGAAACGCGAGAUCUCCCGCGCCACCGAGCUCGAGCUCGUCCAGAUCUCGAAUUGGUUCAAGAAUCGACGGCAGCGCGACAAAACCAACAAACACCACCACGGCUUCCGGCUGAUGGAGAUGCCCGCCCACCUCCAGCACUACCCGAUGGCUGUU
This is a messenger RNA of Mesorhabditis spiculigera, 666 nucleotides long. NCBI's taxonomy places the organism in Eukaryota, Metazoa, Nematoda, Chromadorea, Rhabditida, Rhabditidae. The record is from the annotation of a GenBank genome assembly.